Messenger RNA from Suricata suricatta (meerkat), 972 nucleotides. RefSeq names its product zinc finger protein 239-like. The transcript has 4 exons. Bases 1 to 972 code for a protein of 323 amino acids. Gene Ontology annotation, molecular function: DNA-binding transcription factor activity, RNA polymerase II-specific; RNA polymerase II cis-regulatory region sequence-specific DNA binding. The record is from RefSeq and is a predicted model, not a curated record. Lineage: Eukaryota; Metazoa; Chordata; Mammalia; Carnivora; Herpestidae. Gene Ontology annotation, biological process: regulation of transcription by RNA polymerase II.
AUGUUAGAGAACUACGGACACCUGCUCUUCUUGGGUCUUGUGUUAAAGCCAGACCUAGUUUUCCUUUUGGAACGAAAGCAGGAGCUAUGGGAUGUGAAGAGAAAGGAGACCUUGGGAACCCAUACUGGAGAAAAACAUUACCAAUGUCAAGAAUGUGGUAAGGCCUUUAACCGGACAUCAGUCCUUAAUCAACCUCACCAAAUACAUACUGGAGAGAAAGCUUACCAGUGUAAGGAAUGUGAAAAGUCCUUUACUUUCCCUUCCAACCUUAAGAUACAUCACAGAAUCCAUACUGGAGAGAAACCAUACCAAUGUCAAGAAUGUGGCAGGGCAUUUACCUAUUUCUCAGUCCUUAUCAAACAUCACAGAAUCCAUACUGGAGAGAAACCUUACCAAUGCCAAGAAUGUGGCAAGGCCUUUAACCAACUGUCGCACCUUACUGAACAUCACAGAAUCCAUACUGGAGAGAAACCUUACCACUGUCAAGAAUGUGGCAAGGCCUUUACCCAUUCCUCAGCUGUUACCAAACAUCACAGAAUCCAUACUGGAGAGAAACCUUACCAAUGCCAAGAAUGUGGCAAGGCCUUUUCCCAGCACUCACACCUUAUUAAACAUCACAGAAUCCACACUGGAGAGAAACCAUACCAAUGUCAAGAAUGUGGCAAGGGUUUUUCCCAGCAUUCAUCCCUUAUUGAACAUCACAGAAUCCAUACUGGAGAGAAACCUUACCAAUGUCAAGAAUGUGGCAAGGCCUUUACCAAAUCCUCAUACCUUACUCAACAUCACAGAAUCCAUACUGGAGAGAAACCUUACCAAUGUCAACAAUGUAGCAAAGCCUUUACCCAUUCCUCAGGGCUUACCAAACAUCACAGAAUCCAUACUGGAAAGAAACCUUACCAAUGUCAAGAAUGUGAUAAGGCCUUUACCCAAUCCUCACACCUUACCAUACAUCGCAGAAUCCAUAAUGGAUAG